Salvia splendens (bonfire salvia) is the source of this 2285-nucleotide messenger RNA. RefSeq lists its product as uncharacterized. The transcript is spliced from 5 exons. Lineage: Eukaryota; Viridiplantae; Streptophyta; Magnoliopsida; Lamiales; Lamiaceae. The record is from RefSeq and is a predicted model, not a curated record. The coding region runs from base 272 to 1744 and encodes 490 amino acids.
CAGUUGAUCUGCCGAAGUUACGCCCCAAUCUCCCACUUCCGCCCCCAAACUUUCAAACCCUAAAGUAAAGAUUAUUCCUUUUCUCCAACCCAUAACCACUCACCAAAAAUUGAUAUCUGUCCAAGCAAGAACAAGAAAAGGGGGAAAGAGAGAGAGAGAGAGAGAAUGGCAAUCAAUGGAGUUUAUUUCACUGAAAAAGAUUUCAGUAAUGGAGUGUAGCUGAAGAACCCACAAGGAAAAGACCCACAUUGCUGGAAAUUUCUUUCUGCAAAUGGGAAAGACAGAAAAUUUGCAGCCUUUGGAGGGUACAGCAUACGAUGCUCAGAGUACAAUCCCUGGUGCAGGGAGUAGUAAUGGGUGCUGCUUGAGCUGCAGUAGGGUUAGAAAGUUGGUGUCUUUGAGAUGUGUUCUCGCUUUGGUUCUUGGUUUUGGGGUGCUUUUGUCUGCUGUUUUUUUGCUGCCAUUCUUUCAUUUUGGAGAUCAACAAGCUCUGGAUCUGGAUUUUCAAGGUUAUGAUGUCGUCGCAAGUUUUAUGCUGAACAAGUCAGUUCCUUUUCUCUCAGACUGUAAGUUGCAACUUGAGUAUGAUAUUUUUGAUGAGAUUCCCUUCUCCAAUACUAAGGUAGAAAUAAUACGUCUAGAUCCGGCUGGACCAAACACGACAAAGGUUGUGUUUACAGUUGAAUCUGACGCGACGACACAGAGUUUAAUAAGAGAACAUUUUGUGUAUCUAAUAUCAAAUCAAUCAGCUCUUAGCUUGACUGCACCUUUGUUUGGGGAUACCUUCUCGUUCAAUGUCCUUAAAUUCAAAGGAGGAAUUACUGCCAGUCCAGACCAGAAGGCAUUCCUCUUGCAAAGUGUUAAGAUUCCAUUCAACUUUACCUUGAAUUCCUCCAUUGAUGGACUGCUCACCAAUUUUGACGAACUCACGAGCCAACUUAAAGUUGGCUUACGCUUAACUCCAUAUGAGAAUUUGUUCAUACGGCUCACUAAUUUGAAGGGUUCGACGGUACGUCCGCCUACAACCGUCGAGUCGCAAGUCGUGUUGGCCGUGGGCAUGGACCCCUCGAGAUUAAAGCAAUUGGCUCAAACUAUCUCAGGUUCACACUCUAAAAAUCUUGGUCUGAACAACACCGAAUUUGGCCGGGUUAAGCAAGUUCGUCUCUCGUCGAUCUUACAACACUCCCUCAGCAACAAUGGAGGCAGUCCUUCACCGUCACCCUCUCCUUCUCAAUCUCCCAUGUCGAAACCUGACCACCAUCACCGCCACCAUCACCACCACCACCAUCAUCAUCACGCUGCUCCUGCCGUUUCGCCUUCUCCAUCAGCUGCGAGUGGUGGGUCUUUCAGUGGGAGAGGAUCACCAGCAUCCACACCCGCACCAGCUCCUGCAAAAACUGAGCCUCCGUGUCCUUUUGGUCACAAUAACUGGUAUCCGUGGAAGCACAAGCAUUCUCGGAUGGCACCUACUGCACCACCAGUUUACGCACCACACAUAGCUCCAUCACAGCCAAGGCAAACGGAUACACCAGCUCCAAAAAUUGCUCCAGCUUCCGCAGAACGGCCAUCUCCAAUUGCAUCUCAUGCUCAUAACUGGCCCCCCUCACCAAGUGAACACCAUGCAAGGCCACUGGACGUGAUAUCAAUAACAUCACCCUCUCCAUCUCCAUCUUCUGCAAAGACUUUCUCCUCAAAACCAUGGAUUCUGCUGAUGUUUACGUUGCUCAGGAUGGCACUGUUGUAGCUGCAGAGAACGAUAGAGCACCUUUCUGGUUAGAGGAGGUACUCCACGGAAACUGAAAUAACUAAUUUUAUCCAACCAAGCAUUCUAAACUUGAGUUUUGCUGGUGAGAGGGACACACCCAAAGGGGCUUACCUCACUGUGAGUGCAUAUACGUUGUUCUGUUGUACGUGUAAAUAUUCGAGUAAAAAAAUGAUCUUGGUGGCUUAACAGCAUGAAGGUCAAAGUCUCAUAGGUGACAGGCUUCUCAUGGUGUUGUAAUGCCACUGAUUUGUGUAUGAUAUCUCUUCUGCAUAAAUUUGAGGAGAGAAAACCAACAAAUGUAAACAGCACCCUUUUCUUUUAUUUUUUCUUUCUUUUCGGUAUCAAAUCUCUUACGAGUAAGCCACGAUUUUCCACAUACGAUUUCCACGUGGUCUGUAAUUUAUCAGCUGGGAGCUUUAGGAGAGGUCUACAUUGAACCAAACAUACUCUCUGUUGUCUUGUGAAGGAUCUCACCAUAUUAGCAGCUGAGGAAUCAAUAAGAAUUGUUUCUUCUUUGUCA